CGACCUUUACAUUUCCAUCUUCUCGUUCUUUUCCUUUUAUUCCGACCGAGAGCAGAGCGAGCGGACAAGUUCAGGGGAGCGACAGAGGAAAAUUUGAGAGCUCCAAUCUUGAGCCCUAGUGAUCCAAAAAUCCUGAAUUUCUUGAAUACCCGAUAAGCCAAAUUAGGGUUUCGGAGUAUCCGGAAGCCGGAUUGAGCCCAAAUUUCAUAUACGAGCUUCCUGCAGCGAGGGGAUAUUAGGGCGGUCUCGGAUUUUAAUUCGGGGUUCGUUCGUGAAAUUGACGUUUUAGUAUGGG
This is a messenger RNA of Linum tenue, 295 nucleotides long. The record is from the annotation of a GenBank genome assembly. NCBI's taxonomy places the organism in Eukaryota, Viridiplantae, Streptophyta, Magnoliopsida, Malpighiales, Linaceae.